Messenger RNA from Apis dorsata (giant honeybee), 1272 nucleotides. RefSeq names its product protein HEXIM1-like. Gene Ontology annotation, molecular function: cyclin-dependent protein serine/threonine kinase inhibitor activity; 7SK snRNA binding. Gene Ontology annotation, biological process: negative regulation of cyclin-dependent protein serine/threonine kinase activity; negative regulation of transcription by RNA polymerase II. The transcript is spliced from 2 exons. Gene Ontology annotation, cellular component: cytoplasm; nucleoplasm; nucleus. The coding region runs from base 1 to 1272 and encodes 423 amino acids. Lineage: Eukaryota; Metazoa; Arthropoda; Insecta; Hymenoptera; Apidae. The record is from RefSeq and is a predicted model, not a curated record.
AUGAGUGCUUGUAUCACUGCAAAUCGCCGAAUUUUGGUCAAUAUUAUAAAUAUGGAGAAUCAUGAUGUCAAAACGGUAAUGGAGAAAGUGUCGGACGGCAUUGAUAAAGUACAUGACGUGAAGGGCGUACAAGCAGAGCCGACGCCUGCGGCGUCAUCGUUGUCAUUGCCUGUUUCGGAACAAGUGUCGCUCUCUACCGGAGAAAAUAUCAACAAAAAUAAUUAUAUUAAUAAGAAAACCUGUUCUAAAUUAUUAAUAAAAAAUUCUGGAAAAUUUGAAAGUGGUAGUGGUAGUGGAGAUCAGGAGGGAGGUCAGCAUGAAGAUGGAAUUGAUAUUGCAGCGAAAAAAAGAAAAACUCGUAGAGGUAAACCUAAACAUAGAAAAUUAAAACCAUAUUCAAAACAACAAUUAUCAUAUCAACAACAGCUGCGAUAUAGAUCUAGAGGUCGAUUAGCAAAAACUGGUAGACAACCUCCAGCACUAUAUAACACCACACAAUUUCUUAUGGAUGAUCACAGUGAUCUUCCAGAUCUUGACCAAAAGCUUUCAGAAGCUGCAUCAUCAGAAUUACCUGCUACAUUUCAAAAACCAUCAGCCCCCUCUCGUACUCGAGAUUCUAGUUUCAGUGUUGACUCUGAUGAAGAUUAUUUUUAUUCGUCUCCAGAAGACGAAGAAGAAUUCUUGACAAAGGAAUUCUCAACUGCAUAUGAAGAUCUUCAUGCUGAAAGAUUAAGCACAUUAAGUAAAUCAGAACUAAUACAGGAAUAUCUGCAAUUAGAAGCAAAAGUAGAUUUAUUAACAAAACGACUACGUGGUAAAAAUUUUCAUCAAACAGAACAACGAGACUUGGAAAGCAACAGUAGUAGUACAGAUUCAGAAUCAGCAAAAAAGUUAAAAAUCUGUCAACAACGAAUUGAUGAUUUAAUGCAACAAAAUGAACAAUUAAAACGAGAAAAUGAAUUAUUAAGAGCUAAAAGGGACGGCAGUCCAGUUUCAAGUGUUGAUAGCGAAAGCGACAGUGAUAGUACAAGUAAUGAGAAUAGGAGCAGAUGUAGUUGUCUCCUUCCAAAUUCUAGCUCUUCUUCAGAACUUAUGGGAUAUGUUUCUAGAAGUAAAAAUAGUCAGAGAAAAGAUAGUUCUGUCUCUAGUACUGAUAGUAAAAGUGAUACUUGUGAUAGUAGUUCAAGUGAGAAUUCUAAAGCAUCUAUGACCCCAGUUAAUCUUUCAAAUGGUCAUGUAACCAUUCAAAAAAUUGAUGGUCUCCCUACAUAA